Molecule: messenger RNA, 2132 nt
Organism: Nematostella vectensis (starlet sea anemone)
Lineage: Eukaryota; Metazoa; Cnidaria; Anthozoa; Actiniaria; Edwardsiidae
Product: CCR4-NOT transcription complex subunit 11
Exons: 16
Coding region: 566-1894 (442 amino acids)
Biological process (GO): mRNA catabolic process; negative regulation of translation
Cellular component (GO): CCR4-NOT complex
Source: RefSeq, a predicted model, not a curated record
GAAGCAUAACGAAGAAAAUGUUCAUGAAAGUUUUGCUUGUUCGUCUUUUUUGAUAGGUUAUUUUCUCGUGUUUUUACAGAGGAUGCUCGAGUAGAUAUCCCACUCGCCAAAAAAUUCUGAUCGAUUGACAAUCAUACGCUCGAGAGUUUUGUCAGUUUCUGAAAAACAGAGGACUUACGGGGAAAAAAGAGGUUCUCAUGAGAAAGACAAUGAAAUUUUCUUUUGAAUCCUGGAUUUUUAUUAACAUCAGAUACAAUAUUUGUGCUGCUUUGGUGGUCUGAUUUCAGCGCUCGCGCCAAUCGGCAGUGCAUUGUUUACAGAACGCGCCUUUGGUCACCGUGGAAGCGAAAUGCAUUCAAAAGUGGGGAAAUCUGCCGGCAUUUGAAAGCGCCGAUUUCGUGCGCCCGCGAGCCCAUCGUGAGCGGUUUUUCUAUUUACUUUGUGGCGCCACGGCCUGGGUACUAGGACCAACAUGGCGGCUUAGAAGGAAAAAUGUGCCAUCAACAUGGAAAACAUGUUCCGUUAUUCUUGGCGCAUUAAAUAGACCGGCACACGUUGCUUGACAAUGACGCUAUCUACCAAAGAGCUUUCUGCACUUUUAAGCAUUGUAUCGGACGAGGCCGUUAGCAAUGUAUCCUUUGAGACGACGGCUUUGGCGUUACAUCAGAGAUUUUCCAAGAAUGAACACUUUAAAAUUGGGUCAGCGUUGCUGAUGCUUUUGCAGCAACCAGACCUGUUAUCAUCAUCAAGUCAGCGUUUGGCUGCUUUGUUUCUUCUCUAUGAGAUGUACAAAUCUGAGCCAAUUGCUGCUAAUCCUUUUGCUCAAGUUUUUGUCAAUGUUUUGAAUCCAGCCUUAGAUGGGGACUCCAACAAGGCCGCUAGUGAAACUGAGAAGCUUCCCUCACUCACCAUCCCAGAAAAAUCUUUCAUCUAUGAGCUGAUCACAAACCCAAGCAAAGAGCUUUUGAAAAAGACCCCUCAGCAAAUCCUGGCCAUAGACUACAAUGAAAUGAUUCAGAACUUUGAUACCAGCAACCUGCAGUUGUCAUUGACAGAGAAGAAUUCUCAGCUACCAGAAAUAAGCUGCUCUGGGUUUCCUGUGGUUCUAGCUGACCCACACAGUGAUGCAACGAUGACAUCAUCAAAUAGUAUUGUCAUUACGGAGGCAUUAGUAACAGGAUGUGAUCCUCCAUCUGAGAGUGUUCUGCUUCCAUCGUACACCCGUGUGCCGCCACCUCUUUACUCUUGUGAUGAUGAGCUUGUUUGGAUGAACCCAACAAGCUGGGUGCCGUCUAUUGAAUGGGACACAACAAUGUGUGUCACCAACAGUGCCGGUGCUGAAGUGAGGAGGCUAAUGGCCAAGGCGUUCAAGGGGCCACUCUUACUACAACAACAGCAGCAAGUAUUAAGCGAAAUAGAGAAUGAUCCAAAGCUGGUUUAUCACAUUGGGCUUUCCCCUGCUAAGUUGCCAGAUUUGGUGGAGAAUAACCCUUUGGUGGCAAUAGAGGUUCUACUUAAACUAUGGCAGUCUAAUCAAAUCACAGAUUAUUUCACAGUACUUGUCAACAUGGAGAUGUCUUUACACUCAAUGGAAGUCGUCAACAGACUGACAAAUGCUGUAGAUUUACCUCAGGAAUUUAUACACCUGUAUAUAUCCAACUGCAUAUCGACUUGUGAAAACCUGAAGGACAAAUACAUGCAGAACAGGCUUGUCCGACUAGUGUGCGUCUUUCUGCAGUCGUUAAUCCGCAAUAAAGUCAUUGAUGUGAAGGAUUUGUUUAUCGAGGUCCAAGCCUUCUGUAUCGAAUUUAGCCGUAUACGUGAAGCCGCUGGUCUAUUUCGACUGCUCAAGACUCUGGAUAAUGGCGAGCCCGCACCACCGGCACCAAAAUAGACUAGAGAAUGAGCCAAUCACAGCUCAAGCCUACCGCCAUGUGUCACGUUUUGAGCCAAUGAUAGGCGAUAAAAGAAUGAAUCGACCAAUCAGCUCAAUGCUACUACCUCCACGUGUCACGUCAAAUGAUAGGCAAUAAGAGAAUCAAUCAAUCACAGCUAAAUGUAAACGUCGCUUUUUAUGCUUUUAGCAAAUGAGACCGUGAAGAUAAUGACAAAUAAAGGGAAAGGUUACUUUA